This is a messenger RNA of Mycosarcoma maydis (corn smut), 1896 nucleotides long. Its product is annotated as putative choline-sulfatase. The transcript has a single exon. The coding region runs from base 1 to 1896 and encodes 631 amino acids. Gene Ontology annotation, molecular function: sulfuric ester hydrolase activity. NCBI's taxonomy places the organism in Eukaryota, Fungi, Basidiomycota, Ustilaginomycetes, Ustilaginales. The record is from RefSeq and is a predicted model, not a curated record.
AUGCCGGUUCAGUCCACAAAUAGCACCGGUGGCAUCAACGGCGCCAACUUUGGCCAGGUCGCCCCUGCAAAUGGUCAUGGCACCAAUGGUCAUGUCGGCUCUCUGUCCAACGGCACCAACGGCGCGAACAGCUACCACGUCAAUGUCCAGCAAACCAGUGGACAUGCUUACUGCGCAGACGGAAUCAUUGGUGCUGGUCCAGAAGCCGAUGGAAGUUCCAAUGGGCAUAACGCGAAUGUGCGUGCUCACACUUCUUCUGGCCCCGCAGGCUCAUCAAACUCUGUCGCAUCGGGUAGCCGCCCCAACAUCCUAUUCGUGAUGGCUGAUCAGCUGGCUGCGCCUCAGCUCCGCAUGUAUAACCCAAAGUCUCAGAUCAAGACUCCCAACCUCGACCGCCUUGCACACGAUGCUGUCGUGCUCGAAUCAGCCUACUGCAACUCGCCCCUCUGUGCUCCUUCGCGCAUGGCUCUCGUGACCGGUCAGCUUCCUUCCAAGAUCGGCUCUUACGACAAUGCGGCGUCCAUUAGCUCCGACCUGCCCACCUACGCACACUACCUUCGAUCCGGCGGUUACGAAACCGUGCUUGCUGGAAAAAUGCACUUUGUUGGAGAUCAGCUUCACGGCUUUGAGAAGCGUCUCACCGCUGACAUCUACCCUGCAGACUAUGGCUGGGCUGUCAACUGGGACGAGCCUGACCGUAGGCUCGAAUGGUAUCACAAUGCCUCAAGCAUCCUUCAAGCAGGUCCUUGCGUACGUUCCAAUCAGAUGGACUACGACGAAGAGGUUCUGUACAAGUCGAAGCAGUACCUCUUUGACCACGCACGUCGCCGUCAAGGUGGCAACGAUACCCGCCCUUUUUCCCUCACCGUCAGCUUCACCCACCCGCACGACCCAUAUACCAUUGAGGAGGAGUUUUGGAACCUGUACCAAGAUGUUGAUAUCAACAUGCCCGAAGUUGAAAUUCACCCAGACAGGCAGGAUCCGCACUCGAAGCGUCUCCGUCACGUCUGUGACCUCGAAGGCAAGAAUUUUACGCCUGAACAGAUCAAACGCGCGAAGCGAGCCUACUAUGGUUCUGUUUCGUACGUGGAUGCCAAGAUCGGCGAGCUGCUCAAUACCCUAGACAAAUGUGGCUUGCGCGACGAUACUAUCGUCGUCUUCAGUGGUGACCACGGAGAUAUGCUGGGAGAGCGAUCCUUGUGGUACAAGAUGAGCUACUUUGAGAGCUCGGUCCGUGUGCCGCUCCUCUUCAACUAUCCCAAGAUGUUCGCCCCUCGACGCGUCAAGGCCAACGUUUCCACCAUGGACCUGCUUCCGACUUUCUGCGACAUGGUCGGUAUUCCGCUUCAACCUCAGCUGCCACUCGAUGGCAUUAGCAUGCUUCCACACCUUAUCGGACAACCAGGUCACGACACUGUGAUUGCCGAGUACAUGGGAGAGGGAACCAUUGCGCCACUUUGCAUGAUUCGCCGUGGUCCUUGGAAGUAUAUUACCUGCCCUGUCGAUCCUCCCCAGCUUUUCAACUUGACCAGAGACCCCAAAGAGCUCGACAACCUUGCCUCGGAUCCAGAUAGCCUCGACGUAGAAACGCGCAAGGUGCUUGAAGGGUUCGAAGUUGAAGCUCUUAAGCGAUGGGAUAUGGCAAAGAUCACCGAGGAUGUACUGAACGUACAACGUCGUAGACGCUUUGUCUUCUCUAGUCUCAAGCAGGGUGCAUGGACGUCUUGGGAUUACCAGGUGCCUACCGACACGCAAAAUAUGUACAUUCGUUCGCACCUGGACCUCGAUGAACUCGAGCGCAUGGCCCGCUUCCCUCCUGUCGACGAACUUGGCCGAACCAUUGCUAAUACUUCGGCUGGUGUCAUGCAGCUAAAUAGUAAACUGCGGCACGCAUGA